Cylicocyclus nassatus is the source of this 804-nucleotide messenger RNA. The record is from the annotation of a GenBank genome assembly. NCBI's taxonomy places the organism in Eukaryota, Metazoa, Nematoda, Chromadorea, Rhabditida, Strongylidae.
AUGUCUUGCAUGGACUUCAAACCUCUCAUCGCCAGCAAUGGCUUUUUGAUGGUCAUAUCUUCUCAAGGCAUUGCGGCAGCAUGCUCUGCUGUCAUAUCGGUCAUAGCUGCUAGAAGAUGCAUGAAUCUGCAUUUUCAUGUGAAUUGCAGGGUCGGCUUAGCUGUUGAACGUGCCAUAGCAUUGUCAAAGAGGCAUCACUAUGAGACUUCAAGUUCGAUGACGGGAUUUACUAUAACUGGAAGCUGUAUGAUUGUUGGAACCGCAGUUUCCAUUUGGUCACUGAUGCAGAUGAACCUGCACACGAAAGUUGCGUACUGUUCAGUUGGCACAAUCGACACAGCGUUCAGAAUAAGAAUCUCUUCUUUUAUUCUUUGUGGGGUGGACUUCUUCGCUUUGAUGUCUACUAUUCUGGUGAUUUACUUCAACGAGCUCGCUUUUAAGCGAAAGUACUUUGAUCUACAGUCCUCAUACCAACUCCAGGAGAAUAUCGAUGUUAUCCGCCUGGUCUUACCUUUGACAUUGUUUCAAGCCAUCUGCCACUCGAUAUUUAUUACCAGUACGGCUGUUCUCACAACGUUCGAAGAUAGCCUUUCGCUAGUAACAUAUCGAACAUUAUUUGCAGCUGUUUAUAUUGUGCCAUAUUACACCAUGAUUGCGCCUCUGAUACUGUUGCUGCUGCUCAGAUGGUCAUCCAAGAAAAGAGCGAUGAAGCUUCUCACACUCACGAGACCUGUAAAUGAGCUAGACGUCUAUUUCACAGCUUAUUCGAAGAUGUGGUUGUACAAUAUUGCGGAAAGACACUAA